This is a messenger RNA of Rhododendron vialii, 1113 nucleotides long. Its product is annotated as transcription factor bHLH120-like. Gene Ontology annotation, molecular function: RNA polymerase II transcription regulatory region sequence-specific DNA binding; protein dimerization activity; DNA-binding transcription factor activity, RNA polymerase II-specific. The coding region runs from base 288 to 995 and encodes 235 amino acids. Lineage: Eukaryota; Viridiplantae; Streptophyta; Magnoliopsida; Ericales; Ericaceae. Gene Ontology annotation, biological process: regulation of transcription by RNA polymerase II. The record is from RefSeq and is a predicted model, not a curated record. Gene Ontology annotation, cellular component: RNA polymerase II transcription regulator complex. The transcript has 3 exons.
UAUUUGCUUUCUAAUGCUUACUUGGCCGCAUCAUUUGGAGUAGCUGGUGAGUCAGUUGUUGAUAUAUCAUCACAUUGUUAAUUAAUUUUUGUAAAGGAGGGACGUCAGGGAAUCUUGGCAUCAAAUCUCGGAGAAAAUCAAAGAUCUCAAACCCUAACAGCCGUAUCUCUUUCUUUACCAUUAUCUCACCAACCCUACCCUCCUCCACUAAUCGCUUCCAUAAUUAAGAAAGCUUUCCAUCAAUCCGGAAGAAGAAGAAGGCUUCGAUCGAAUAUUGUAUAUCCAACAUGUUCUCUUUACAACACGGCGAUGAGCUGGUGUUCCAGAUCUCCAAAAUCGAACAAGAUCUGAUAUCGGCCCGGGCGUCUCUGGACAGCACUCAUCUGAUUAGCACCCCUCAAGCAGGAAAAAAGAAGAGAAAGAAAUCAUACAGUAAUCCACAAAAGGACAAGUACGAGAAUAAUAACGAGAAGAAAAUGAUCGCACAUAGAGACGUGGAAAGGCAGAGAAGGCAGGAAAUGGCUAAGCUUUAUGCGUCGUUGAGGUCUUUGCUCCCUGCUGAAUAUGUCAAGGGAAAGCGUUCGGUAUGCGAUCACAUGAAUGAGUCCGUGAAUUACAUCAAGCAGUUGCAGGAGAAUAUCGAGCAACUGAGUAUGAAGAGAGAUAACUUGAAGAAUAUGUUUGAUUCCAUUGGUAACAAUACCGAGGCGACCAGAAGCUCGGAAAAUUGUUUUCCCGGUAGGGUUACGGUCGGCUUGUGCUGGGGCGGUGUAGAGAUUUUGAUCAGUACUAGUACUGGGUCUGAAGACGAAGGGUUCCCCAUAUCAAGAGUGCUUGAAAUUCUGGUUGAAGAAGGGCUUGAUGUUGUUAGCUGUGUUUCCACUCAGAUAAACAAGAAGUUACUUCACGUGAUUAAAUCCGAGGUCAGUGAUCCGACAUGCGUUGAUCUAUCCAUGCUGGAAGAAAAACUGGCUGAUGUUAUAAAUGGAAAUUAGGAUCUAAGUAUUUGAAGUUCAUGUUUGGGCCAUUGUUACGACUAUAUCAGUGAUCUGACCUUCCAGUGUAAGCAUUGAAUCAGAAUUUUGUUAAUGUCCAAAUCAGGGUUUUAAAUCA